GCGCCGGGCGCAGGGGAGCGGGGGCGGGCGGCAGGCCCGCGUCGGGGGGCGGCCCCGGGAGGGCUCUCGGCGGGGACGCGGCUCGCGGAGCCCGGCGCGGCGCGCAGCCAUGUCGUCCUGGCUCGGCAGCCUGGGCUCGGGCCUGGGCCACUCGCUCGGGCAGGUGGGGGGCAGCCUGGCGUCCCUCACCGACCAGCUGUCCAACUUCACCAAGGACAUGAUCAUGGAGGACGCGCCGGAGCCGCCAGAAUUAUCUGGUUCUCAGCAAAAGGACAUCGAAGCCAUCUUAAGAUCAGAGAAUGAGAGACUUAAGAACCUCUGUAGCGAUUUAGAAGAGAAGCAUGAAGCCUCCGAGCUCCAAAUAAAGCACCAGUCUACAAGUUACCGAAAUCAGUUACAGCAAAAAGAGGUGGAAAUCAGCCAUCUGAAGGCAAGGCAGCUCGCGCUGCAGGACCAGCUGCAGAAGCUGCAGUCCACGGCUCAGUUGGCCGCCUCAGGGGCCGGUGGCAGACCUGCAGCCGCGGCGUCACCUUCCUUCAGUUUGGGCCUCAGCCCUCAGUCUGCAGCCUUGCACGACAGUGACAUGGACUUCAGUGACAUCAUCUCUUCACAACAGGAAAUAAAUAGGUUAUCGGCUGAGGUGUCCAGGCUGGAAUCUGAAGUUGACCACUGGAAACACAUUGCUCAGACUCCUAAAACACAAGGAUCAAAUAGCGUGGAUCUAAAUGAAAUCUGCAAAUUGCAAAAUAUAAUUAAGGAACUCAAGCAAAACCGGAGUCAGGAGAUUGAUAAUCACCAGCACGAAAUGUCCGUAUUGCAGAGUACAUAUGAACAAAAAUUAACAGAAAUAAGUCGUAGACAUCGAGAGGAACUGAGAGACUAUGAAGGAAAGAUUGAAGAACUAGAAAAUCUUGUACAGCAAGGUGACUCGGGGAGUGGCAGUGAUUGGCCUAAAAUCCAAGAACUGACAAAGACCAUUCAGAGUCUGCAGACUGAGAAAGUUGGGUCUGCCCAAAAAAUGGAAGAACUUGAAGAAACAAUAAAAAACAUAAGGAAAAAAUUGUCCUUUGCGGAGAAUGACCGAGAUAUGUUAAGGAAAGAACAAGAACGUCUAACUGUGGAAAACAGACAAAUAAUGAAUGAAUGUGAAAGCUUAAAACUGGAGUGUAACAAAUUGCAGGCUUCUGGCCCAGGGCAGAGUGCAGAUGCAGAAACCGAAAUUAGCAGGUUGAAUAAUAUAAACCAGGCUAAUCUUGCUGACGACAAUCUAAAACUGAGAAUGCAUGUUCAAGCUUUAGAAAAAGAAAAUGCAUUGAUGAUUCAAGAAAAGGAACAACUUCAGGAAACAUUGAUAAAAUUAAAUGAAGACUAUGACAUACUUAAAAACACAAAAGAUCAGAAUUUAAGCUCAGAAUUACAAGAUUUAAGACUUAACUUGGAGGAAAAGCAACAAGCACUCAAUGAGAGCAUCAGUGAGAAGAAUAUAUUGAUGUCUGAGCUGGAAGAACUGGACAGACAAAACCAGGAAGUCACAAAGCAUGUGAUCUUAAUAAAAGAUCAGAUGACAAAACAGCAGAAUGAGGCCGAGGCUGUCACUGAUAAACUGAAAAGCGAUUUGGAUUUUGAAAAACAGAGAGUUCAACAACUUGAAGAGGAUAAAAUAAACAUUUCUAAAGAGUUAGAAACACAUAAGAUGGCCCUAAAUGAUUUGCAGAAACACAAUAAAGCAGAAAAUUUAAUCGAACAGCUAAAAGAAUCACAGCAAAAUAAUUUGGACAUCCAGAAGAAGAACUUGGAACUUACAGAACAAAUUAAACUAAAGGAGGAAGAACUUACUUCCAUCAAGAGUGAGUUAACUCAGUUUCUUCAUCAAGACUCCGGCAGCAAUUUUGAGGAAUUGCUUAAGGAAAGGGAGGCCGAAGCAAGAGUUUUGAAGCAAAAGCUUUCAGAAAUUGAGCAGCUCAAUGAAAAUUUAAAUAAGCUUGCUUUUGAUCUCAAAGGGGAAAAUGAAAAGUUAGUUAUAGCAUGUGAAGAUCUAAAGCAUAAGCUAUCAGAGUCUGUUGAGGGGAGCAAACAGAUAGCGCUCGACAAAACCACUGCAGUGGAGACUCUACAGACUGAAAAAGAAGAGUUAGAAGCAGAAUUACAUCAAGUCCAAAAGAAGCUAGCAGAAGACAGGAGCAAGUACGAGCAAACAAUUGAAGAGCUGUCAAAUGCACAGACUCUGAGCACCUCUCAGAUACAGCUGGACCAGGAAACGUUAAACCAGGUCAGUCAAGAGAAAGACUUUGAGAUAGCACAACUCAGAAAAACUGUCGAGCAGCUUGAGGCCGCUCAUCAGGAAACCAAGCAAAGGUUGUCUUCCAGCAUGGAAGAGCAGGAUCAGUGGGCACGGCGCACCAGCGAGAAGGAAGUCUGUAUCGGAGAGCUGAGCGAAAGCAUUGCAGAACUGCAGGAGCAGUUAAGGAAAAGCGAACUUUUAAAGCAGACGAUUGAGGAAAAAGAAAGAAGCCUGGGGUCCAUGAAAGAAGAGAACAACCACCUGCACGAGGAACUGGAACGACUUCGGGAGCAGCAGAGCCGAGCCGGUCCCGCGGCUGAGCCCAAACCCCUCGACAGCCUCAUAGACCUGGAGUCGGAGGUGACGAACCUGAACGUGGUGAAAAGUCAACUGGAAGAGGAACUAAAGCAUCACCAAAAGUUAAUCAGAGACCAAAACCAGAGUAGGACUCAGCUCCUUCAGUCCUUAGAGGAGCAUAAAAAAGAAUCGGACAAAUUAAAGUUCCAGCUUGAGCAGAUGAAUAGCGCACAUACGCAGCUCUCCCUGGAGAAAGAUGAGCAGAUUAAGAAUUUGCAAAGAACAGUUGAACAGAUCAAAGCCCAGUUGCAUGGAGAAAGACAGGGCAUCCCAACAGAGAACUCAGAUAUUUUCCAGGAAACCAAAGUGCAGAGUCUUAACAUAGACAACGGCGGUGAAAAGCAUGACUUGUCGAAAGCCGAGACAGAAAGACUGGUGAAAGGCAUCAAAGAACGGGAACUAGAGAUCAAACUUCUGAAUGAGAAGAACAUAUCUUUAACUCAGCAGAUUGAUCAGCUAUCCAAAGACGAGGUGGGGAAACUCACUCAGAUAAUAGAGGAGAAAGACUUGGAAAUACAGAAUCUUCACGCGAGAAUUGCCUCUGCUUCCUUUCCUCAAGACGUGGUCUCGCUCCAGCAGCAGCUGCAGACCUUUGCGAUGGAAAGGGAGACCGUGUUGGCUGUUCUGAACGAGAAAACCAGGGAGAACAGCCACUUACGGACAGAGUAUCACCUCCUGAUGGAUAUCGUUUCUGCUAAGGAAGCAGCCCUCAAUAAGCUGCAGGAUGAAAAUAAAAAAUUAUCCACGAGGUUUGAAAGUAGUGAACAAGACAUGUUUCGAGAGACUAUUCAGAAUUUAUCUCGGAUCAUUCGUGAAAAAGAUAUCGAAAUCGAUGCCCUGAGCCAGAAGUGCCAGACCCUCUUGACGGUGCUUCAGGCAUCCGGCACUGGGAACGAGGCCGGAGGAGUGAAUAGUAACCAGUUCGAGGAGCUGCUCCAGGAGCGGGAUAAGUUAAAGCAGCAGGUCAAGAAGAUGGAGGAGUGGAAGCAGCAGGUGAUGACCACGGUGCAGAACAUGCAGCACGAGUCCGCCCAGCUGCAGGAGGAACUGCAGCAGCUUCAGGCCCAAGUUUUGGUGGACAGUGAUAAUAAUUCUAAGUUACAGGUAGACUACGGCGGCCUGAUCCAGAGUUAUGAACAGAAUGAAGCCAAACUCAAAACUUUCGGACAGGAACUAGCCCAAGUUCAGCACAGCCUCGGGCAGCUCUGCAACACCAAAGACCUUCUGCUGGGGAAGCUAGGGAGUAUUUCCCCUCAGCUCUCUGCUGGGGGCCCCGCUUCCCCGCCGGCAGAGCCCCCGCCUGCAGUGAGGCCUAACCUCUCAGGGGACGCUUCCAGAGGGCUCCAGCAAGAGAUAGAAGAGCUGAGGAGAUCACUGCAAGAAAAGGAUGCCACCAUAAAAACGCUCCAGGAAAAUAAUCACAGACUGUCAGAUUCCAUUGCUGCCAGUUCAGAGCUGGGGAGAAAAGAGCACGAGCAGACCGACUCAGAGCUGAGGCAGCUGAGGGAGAAGCAGGAGGUUUUACAGAAGUCGCUGAAGGAAAAGGACCUUUUGAUCAAAGCCAAAAGUGAUGAGCUACUUUCUUCGAAAGAAAACCUCACCAGCAAAGUGGACGAAAAUCAGCUUUUGAGGCAGGCGGUAACAAAUUUGAAGGAAAGAACAUUAAUACUGGAACUGGACAUUUCUAAACUAAAAGAGGAAAAUGAAAAAAUUGUGCAAGCAUCCCGAGAAAAGGAAACCGAGUAUCAAGCAUUACAAGAAACGAAUACGAAGUUUUCUAUGAUGCUUCGAGAAAAGGAAUUUGAAUGCCAUUCACUGAAGGAGAAGUCGGUCGCUUUAGAGCAACUACUGAAGGAGAAAGAGGAGGGCAAGUCUGGGGAGUUAAACCAGCUUUUAAAUGCAGUCAAAUCAAUGCAGGAGAAGAACAUUAUGUUUCAGAAAGAGAGAGAUCAAGUCAUGUUGGCUUUAAAACAGAAGCAGAUGGAAACCAGUACCAUACAGAAUGAGGUUCAACAUCUACGUGACAAAGAAACACGCUUAAACCAAGAGUUAGAGAGAUUACGUAACCAUCUUUUAGAAUCAGAAGAUUCUUACACCCGUGAAGCUCUGGCAGCUGAAGAUAGAGAGGCUAAGCUGAAAAAGAAAGUUUGCAUGUUGGAGGAAAAGCUGGUUUCAUCUUCUGAUGCAAUGGAAAAUGCAAGCCACCAGGCCAAUCUACAGGUCGAGUCCUUGCAGGAGCAGCUGAACGUGAUCACCAGGCAGAGGGACGACGCCACCGUGCAGCUGGCCGUGGCGCGGGAGCAGGUGAAGCAGUACGCGCUCUCCCUGAGCAACCUGCAGAUGGUCCUGGAGCACUUCCAGCAGGAGGAGAAAGCUAUGUACUCUGCCGAGCUUGAGAAGUACCAACAACUGGUAGCUGAAUGGAAGAAAAAGGCAGAAAACCUGGAAGAAAAAAUCAUACCACUACAGGAACGAUUGGACGAAGCCAAUGCUGCACUUGACUCUGCAUCAAGACUUACUGAGCAAUUAGAUAUCAAGGAAGAACAGAUAGAAGAACUGAAGAAGCAAAUGGCCCUGCAACAGGAAAUGCUGGAUGACACACAAACGAAACUGAUGAACUUGGUUCACUCGACAGAAGGAAAAGUGGACAAACUCCUCAUGCGAAAUCUUUUCAUCGGACAUUUUCAUACGCCAAAACACCAGCGCCGUGAAGUAUUCAGAUUGAUGGGAAGCAUCUUGGGUAUCAAAAAGGAGGAAAUGGAGGAGUUGCUCAGUGAAGAUCAGGGCGGAGUCACCAAGUGGAUGAGCGGGUGGCUUGGCGGAGGAUCUAAAAGUGUCCCCAACACGCCUCUGAGACCCAGUCAGCAGGCCGUCCUGAACAGCUCCUUUUCAGAACUUUUUGUUAAAUUUCUUGAGACAGAAUCGCAUCCCACCAUUCCACCACCAAAGCUUUCUGUUCGUGACCUGAAACUUCUGGAUUCCCCAGGACGGAGUAAGAUGGAUGCCAACUUUUCAGAAAGUUUUAAAGAGGCGGCAGGACCCAGGGCUGGCAGCAGGACAGAAGGCGGUUCCUUCCUGGUCCCCCGCUCCUCGGCCGUGCCUCUUCUCAACCCAGCUGGACUUGGCCCCGGCACGCCCGGGCACCUGCUCUUGAAGCCCAUCUCGGACGUGCUGCCCACGUUCACGCCGCUGCCCGUGUCGGCAGACAACAGUGCUGGAGUUGUACUCAAGGACCUCCUCAAACAGUGACCCCCCGCCGCCGAGCACGGCCCACGCAGCACUUUAUGAAACUCCGUCACAAAGCGGCCUUCUGAGACAGCCAAGGGUUUGACACUGUAGCUCUUCAGAUGGAAUAAAGGUGAUUCCCGUGUCUGUUGGGAUGGCAGGUCCGGGUGCUGGAGAGCUGGGUUACCUGCUUUGGCCCCUUCUCUCAUCUGACCAAAUUCUAGCUAGAAGCUUUUUAUGCUUUUUGUACAAAAACAGGCGAAAGACACACAUCCCUGCUGCUCCGUAUCUGCCCUUUCUGUCUUUCUUUGGUUCCCGAGUUCCUAGCCAGGCUUCCACGGACGCGUUUCACACAAAGGAGGACGCGGUGGUGGCGGCACCUGCAACACACAGGUGCAUUUGUGUAUGCUGGGGCGUUUAUUCUCAUCGUUGCUGGGGACAGGCCAGGGACAGGUCUGUCACUGGAUGUCACAGGCGUCCCAGGGAGGAGGCGCGUGCUUGGGUCUGUGCAGGACGAUGCCACAGGGAGGUCCGUGUGCCCGCACAGUCCAGGCCGCACCCAGGCCACUGCUUGCCAGCGCCAGGCUUCCCUUGGGCAGCCACUGGCCGCAGGCCCUUGAAAGGCGGCGUCUCUCAAGGGCAUUUGGGAAGUGGAAUCCGCUGUCCAGAACCUUAGAGACGGACUCUCCCCUUGGCCUUGUCCGGAUCAUUUGUUCCUUUUUCUCACGGGGUCUGAACUGUAGGUAGGAUUUCUUUUUUUUUUUUUUUUAAAGCAUUAACAUACCUUUUUCAGGGUACCUUGAAACUGUUUCCCAGCCACAGACACAGUUCCCAGCUGGAAAGGGUCAGGGCGGCUGCUGUGGUCAGACCAUCAGCAGUGUCCUGGGCGGGACCCGCUGCUCUAGUGGCGCCCUCCGCCGGGACCCCCACCCUCCCACCAUCCCCCCCGGAGGCGGGGACGUCCCCUCAGCGCCAGCCCCUAGUUUCUGGACUCCAGAAGUGAGGGAGCAUUUGGGUCAUUUUCGUCAGCUCGUCCUACGAAGUGCUGACUUGGAACCGAACUAUGUCAGGUUGUUGGUUUUGUGUUGGUCGCCGAAGCUGUACAUGUAAAGACGUUUCUGGCGAACGUUGUGAAUUUCAGUAUGCCUUUAAAAUAAAACACCUGGAUAGUUACCAAGGUAAAAGUGACACUAAAUCCAACUGUGUAAAUACCAGCACUAACUCGGGUUGUUUGUAAAUUUUGCUGUGAUUAAUGUAUAGUUUCUACUGUAUCAGAAAACAAGCUGUGUCUGUGUGAUGGGUAGAACAUGUUUUUCUGAACAGUUUGGUAACCGAGUCAUUGCUGCUGCAUCUCCUUAGCUAGUUUCUUUCUUUCUUUCUUUUUUACUAAUUUAUUCCUGUUCCCGUGCUUUAUUUCUUCCCUUAGAGGCAGUUGUCUCUGAGUUCUAUAUUAGAACAGUCAGCCGCCUCCUGUCCUUCUCACCUAUUAUUAUUUUUCUGUGAAAUGAUUACUCAUAAGUUUUUAUAUGAUCCCUUCAAAGAUACUUUUAUCGAUCCUCUAAAUUAUUUGCUGCCUGCCAUUGAAGUUUCAUUUCAGUGUGGAGCAUCUGAAAUAAAAGUUUCUAAGUUACAAACCUAA
Messenger RNA from Sorex araneus (European shrew), 7502 nucleotides. It is a transcript of the gene TRIP11, whose product is annotated as thyroid hormone receptor interactor 11. Lineage: Eukaryota; Metazoa; Chordata; Mammalia; Eulipotyphla; Soricidae. The coding region runs from base 110 to 5887 and encodes 1925 amino acids. Gene Ontology annotation, molecular function: small GTPase binding. The record is from RefSeq and is a predicted model, not a curated record. Gene Ontology annotation, biological process: endoplasmic reticulum to Golgi vesicle-mediated transport; Golgi organization. The transcript is spliced from 21 exons. Gene Ontology annotation, cellular component: Golgi apparatus.